This is a messenger RNA of Rhodotorula toruloides NP11, 2613 nucleotides long. RefSeq names its product DEAD (asp-glu-ala-asp) box containing, RNA helicase. The transcript has 9 exons. Gene Ontology annotation, molecular function: nucleic acid binding; ATP binding; RNA helicase activity. The coding region runs from base 1 to 2613 and encodes 870 amino acids. The record is from RefSeq and is a predicted model, not a curated record. Gene Ontology annotation, cellular component: nucleolus. NCBI's taxonomy places the organism in Eukaryota, Fungi, Basidiomycota, Microbotryomycetes, Sporidiobolales, Sporidiobolaceae.
AUGCCGCUCAACGCGCACGCCGCCGCGCGCCUCAGGUCGAAGAAGCGCGGGUCCUCCUCGUCCCGCACCGCCUCCUCGACUACCGCCUCGCCAGCGCCAUCAACCAGCUCGAAGAAGGCCGCGCGCUUCCGAGAUGCAGCGCCGAAGGAUCUGAGGUGGAAGAGCAUCGUCUUGCCGGCGGAACUGGGCUGUGACGACGACGGAGGACUGCUCGAGCUGGAUGAGGUCGAGGGUGUUGAUGUGGUCUACGAGGAUGGCAGGGUAGCUUUCAAGGUCCGGGAAGACGAGGACGGCGAGCCGCCCGCGAAGAAGAGCAAGAAGGGCAAAGGAAAGGCUGUUCAGCAAGACGACGACGAGCCCGAAUUCGUGCCCAUCGACCAGGCACAGGAGUCCGAGGGCGACGAGCCGAAGUUUGCGGAGGAUGAGCCACUGUCGUUCCCUGACGAAGAGCUCGAGUUCCCGGACGAAGAGGCGGGAGAAGCUGGCGAGGCAGCGGAAGGCGAGAGCGUGAAUGUUGCAGAGGAGAAGAAGAAGGCAAAGAAGCAGAAGAAAGACAAGGGGAAGAAGCGGAGUCGAGAUGAGGCGCAGGAGAACGGUUCGAGUGGAGGAGCGAUGGAAGAAGCGGCAGACGAGCCUCCCUUCGAUGUCGAAGCUGAACUCCCGGCUUGGUCACACAUCCCCCUCGCCAACCCUCUCUACCGCGCCCUCGCCGAACUCAAGUUCACCAAGCCGACCGAGAUCCAGGAGAAGGCGUUGCUAGUCGGAGAAAACGCAAAGGCGCAGGCUGAGGGCGAGGACGAGCAGGAAAAGUCGGCUUUCGACACUGCGCCAGCAGGCCGCGAGCGCGACGUCGUCGGAAUCGCGCAGACCGGUUCCGGUAAGACGCUCGCCUAUGGUCUACCCAUCCUCUCGCACAUCCUCUCCCAGCCCUCGCCAUCCUCGUCGCCCGCCGACUCCGACGACGACGAGUCUUCCCUCCCGCCUACCCGCCUCGCCGCCCUCAUCCUCUGCCCAACGCGCGAACUCGCCCUCCAAGUCCGCACCUCCCUCUCCUCCCUCGCCGUCCGCUCUCUCCCUCUUCGCACGCCCUCGCCCGAAACCGAAAAGCUCGCGCCUGAAGACCCGCGCAAGCGCAAGAAGGGCCGGUUGGUCCAGGUUGUCGCGUUGACGGGAGGGAUGAGUGUCGAGAAGCAGAAGAGGCAGUUGGAGAGGGGCGCGGAUAUCGUUGUUGCGACGCCUGGACGGCUGUGGGACUUGAUUGGCGAGAGCGACAUGCUCGUGCACGAGAUUAAGAACAUCAGAUUCCUCGUCAUCGAUGAGGCAGACAGGAUGAUCGAGAACGGCCACUUCGCUGAGCUCGAGAGCAUCGUCCGCCUGACUCGCCGGGAACAGGCGACUCCCGAUGACGGCUUCGUCAACGACUUCGAUACCGCCGUCACUUCCCGCUCGAACGUGACCACCCUUCCCUGCCGCCCGGACAUGCGCACCUUCGUCUUCUCCGCUACGAUGUCGAAAGAGCUGCAGCUCAACCUCAAACGCAAGGGCGCGCCGAAGAAGUUUGUCCCGAAGGCUGUCGAGGGAGAGAUGACCAGCCUCGACGACUUGCUCGAGCUACUCGACUUCCGAGACCCGGAUCCCGAGAUCAUCGAUCUUUCGCCGGAGCAUGGACUCGUCGAGACGCUCAAGGAGUGCAAGGUCGAGUGCUUGGCGAACGAGAAGGACAUGUACCUCUACCACUUCCUCCUCCGCUACCCUGGCCGUACCAUCGUCUUCCUCGCCGCCAUCGAUGGUAUCCGACGACUCCACCCUCUCCUCACGCUUCUCAAGGUCAACGUCAUCCCGCUUCACUCGGGCAUGCAGCAGCGACAGCGAUUGAAGGCGCUUGACAAGUUCAAAUCGUCGCCCGAUGCCGUACUCCUCGCAACCGACGUCGCCGCCCGCGGUCUCGACAUUCCUUCCGUCUCGCACGUUGUGCACUACCAGCUCCCUCGAGCGGCCGACACCUACGUCCACCGAUCUGGACGUACGGCUCGUGCGGGAACCGAGGGUUUGGCGUUGCAGCUUGUUGCACCCGAGGAAAAGAAGGUGCAGAGGAUGUUGAUGGCGAGUCUUGGGAAAGACAUUGACCUCCCCACGCUCCCGACCGAUUUCUCCAUCCUCGACCAGCUCAAGAAGCGUAUCGACCUUGCCAAGGAGAUUGACCAAGCUCAACACCGCGCGACCAAGCAGGCGCACGAGGACAAGUGGCUGCGCGAGGCGGCCGAGGCGAUGGAGAUCGACCUCGACGACGACCAGGACUCCGACGGAGAUGGCCCGCAACGCUCGAGCAAGAAGCAGCGCGGCCAAGCGAUUGCUAGCGCUCGACAGCUCAAGGCCGAGCUCGACAACCUGCUCAAGAAGCCCCUCAUGGUCCGCGGCGUCUCAGCCAAGUACCUCACGACACGCAGCAAGAUCGGCUUGGUCGACCAGCUCGUCGGCGGAACGGGACACUCGAAGAUCUUUGGCUUGUCGACCUCGUCGGCGCUGGAAGACCUUGCGGCCGCGCCGAGGACGAAGGAGCAGAAGCGGGCGGAGAAGGCGAGGGAGACGAAGGCGGAAGAGGCGGAGGAGUAG